Paralichthys olivaceus (Japanese flounder) is the source of this 340-nucleotide messenger RNA. The record is from RefSeq and is a predicted model, not a curated record. Lineage: Eukaryota; Metazoa; Chordata; Actinopteri; Pleuronectiformes; Paralichthyidae.
AUGGCAGACACAGCCGUUGCAGCACCCGCCGACAAGAAGGCCCCCCCCAAGUUCAAGCAGAGGCAGACUCGUACAUUCAAGAGCAAGGCCCCCAAACCAGGCCAGAAGGGCUUCGGUGACGACAUCCCCGGCAUGGAGGGUCUCGGCACAGACAUCACAGUGGUUUGCCCAUGGGAAGCCUUUGGUGACAUGGAGCUGAGCGACCUGGCGAAAUAUGGAAUCGUCUAGAAAACCAUCUACUUUACCUCCCUGCAACAAUAUUCCUUCGCCCAGUUUUCCUCCCCUUCACCCUCCUCUUCUCCCUCCCCUCCUAAAGUACCUGAUCUGAUGUUUGUCAAUG